This is a messenger RNA of Gasterosteus aculeatus aculeatus (three-spined stickleback), 2575 nucleotides long. NCBI's taxonomy places the organism in Eukaryota, Metazoa, Chordata, Actinopteri, Perciformes, Gasterosteidae. The record is from RefSeq and is a predicted model, not a curated record.
GUGUGACUCUACCUUUCAGAUGAGAACAUACCAUCAGGUGGCGCAAAGGGAUGUGUUAUGAAUAUGUAAUAUUAAAGUCAUUAACGUAUUUACAUGGCAAAAGCGGCAUCAUUUUUUAUUUCUAUUUUAAGGAACGAGAAGCAACGAUCACCCGAUAGUAUUCACCAGGCAAUUUAAGCAACGUUGCGGUGACAGGAUCCAUAUGGCGCAACGUGGGGGAGAAAUUGCACUGAUUAAUGAGGCUGGCUGGACGCUGAUUCCGCUGAGCGCAUCGCUGUCACCGAUCCCGUCUUUCUCAGGGAGCGAAUCUUUUCCACCGCGCGAUCGUCUGUCGACUGCAAGGUGAUUAUAUCCCUCCUCGAAGAUGGAGUCCGGGGAAAGGAAGAGGAGGAGGAAGUCGCAGAGCUUUAAACUGGUCACGGAGGAAGAUUUUGCCCCUUCAUGCGUGAUGAAUUCCAACUGCAACGACGCAAAUGGAGACCCGAAGGAUGCCGCUGUUCCUGAUGUUUGGCUAGGGGACGAGGGCGUGGAGAUCAAGAGGCAAAUCACAGGAAUGAUGAGGCUUCUGAGUGAUAAGACCGGCAGGGUAUAUCAUCGUGUGGUAAGAGAGCAGGACAGCUUAACAAAGGACCCUCAGGAAAGGCAUCAGACCUGGGUACAUCAGCCUGCAAUUUCAUCUCUUGUGUCAGAGGACCACCAAAGCAACCGCUGGAUCUCUGCAGGGGACCCGGGGCCUGCACCCAUAUCCACCCCCAUCCCCAAUGGUCCAAGUUGUGGCCAGUACGGCACUCGCUCCAAAGCCCUGAAGGUCCUCAACAAUACCAAGGAUCCGAACAAAGUGAAUGAAGCUAAUGUAGGUCUCGUCCCUUCUGAUGCAACAGAAGCCCCCUGCUGCAUGUGUAAUUGUAAGGGAACCUUACAGGCUAUUUUGCAGGAACUGCGUUCCAUGAGGAGGCUGAUGCACACGCAGAAAGCAUCCUUGGAAAGACACGGAGGGGCAGCAUCGUCGGGCCAGCCUCGUCUCGGUCCGGGCCCCUCGCCUCGCUGUAGGCCCCGCAAGAGGAGGCCAAUCUAUAAAGUGGCGCCACCGAAUGUUACCAGACCUAGAAGAGCCGCUCUCGGCCCCCUGCAAGCAUCACCUCUUACAGCUGUACAUGCAGAAUCUGGAAAGGCGGAGGGAUAUGAGAAAGAUCACGGCUCCUCUACUCACGACAGCCUUUCUGUCUCGCCUGAGGUUUCUGUUCUGCCACCUCAGGAGGAUCCAGUAGCUAUCGACGGCAUUCACAAUCCUCUGCCGAAGCAACUAAAGGAACAGUCGUUGGAGUCCGAGGUGCGUCUUGCAGAGGAUCAUGAUGUGUAUAUCUCAAAGGCUCAGCUAGACUCCAUUCUACUCAACUAUACACGCUCAGGCAGCCUGCUGUUCAGGAAACUGGUGUGCGCCUUUUUUGACGAUACCACGCUGGCUAACUCCUUGCCAAACGGUAAGAGGAAGAGAGGGCUCAAUGAUAACCGUAAGGGCUUGGACCAGAACAUUGUGGGCGCCAUUAAAGUGUUUACAGAGAAAUACUGCACUGAACAUCGAAUAGAGAAGUUGCCCGGGCCACGAGACUGGGUCCAGAUCCUCCAAGAUCAGAUCAAACUUGCCAGGAGGAGGCUGAAAAGAGAUGCUGCAGAAGCAGAGGAAGUCUUAAAUGGACCCUCCACAAGUACAAACCUCUAAUUAAAAUGGCGACUAACAGACACACACACAACUCCAAUCCAGGCUGUGACUCUAGGAAGCCUGCAAGCGGGAAGGGGACGGUCGUCAUCAUGACUGGUUGAUUCAAUGGCUGCCCCCCUGGCCUUACAGCAUUUGUUAUUUGUCUUCAUUACUUUGCAUUUUGCCACUUUACAUUUGUCCUUUGCUGCGCUCUUCUAUGGAUGUAAACGGCAAAAAAUAGUACCCAAUGACAAAGAAGCCUGUUUAAUGAUUCUCUGUCUCUUUCGCAUACAGCUUCUGCAGCUUUUGUGGUCCUUCUUCAGGACAGAUACUGAGAUCUGGGUUCUAAUACCAAAAGACACUAACGCAUACAGGGGCUAAAAUAUAUUGUGGCUUAUUGUUUACAUUGUAGGCUACAGCUUUAACUUGCCUAGUUCUCAUAUGUCAGUACCAGGAGUUGCAAGUCUUAAACAAGAAAACGUAGACAACUGUUUUAGUAUAGCAUUCGCACACUUAGCUCGAAUUGCUUUUUAAUUUCCUUCCUAAGUGACAAAUUUUUCAAUGGGUGUAACGUGUAGUGCAGGGUCAACCUUAUAUACAAACAUUACAUCCAAAAGGAGAUUUACGAUGUAUUGUAGAAUAGGCUAAGCUCGAAGAAUAAAGCAUAUAAAGUAUUCAUCCGCCGGGCCGCACUGGACACCCCCGGCGGGCCGGAUUUGGCCCGUGGGCCGCGAGUUUGACACACGUCCUCUAGGCCAUGCAUAUCUAUUGUUAUAUUAUCACUAAUACUGUGGUGAAUUAGAUUUUUCAUAACAUUGUUGCUUUUUGUGCACAUAACACGAAUAGUUUCCACCAAUAAAUAUGGUUUCCUGGCCA